Molecule: messenger RNA, 3199 nt
Organism: Nothobranchius furzeri (turquoise killifish)
Lineage: Eukaryota; Metazoa; Chordata; Actinopteri; Cyprinodontiformes; Nothobranchiidae
Product: glycerol-3-phosphate acyltransferase 4
Biological process (GO): triglyceride biosynthetic process
Cellular component (GO): endoplasmic reticulum
Molecular function (GO): glycerol-3-phosphate O-acyltransferase activity
Source: RefSeq, a predicted model, not a curated record
UGUCGGCCACCAGGAGUCUGCAGACACCCGCCUUUGGGAUGGCCGUCUUUUACUGCUGCCUCGAGCCGAGCGUUGUCCGCUCGUGCUGCUUGUCCGGCGGGUGGAGUCUGGCCAAGAUCUGUUAAACAAAGACAAAGUGAUGAACGAGCAAGGCACCACCGUACCAGCGCUGGACCAAACCAUAAAGGUUACCUUUUAAAUAUAAUAUUAACUUCUCGUUACAGUUAGGAUAAUCGCGAGGCUUUAAGUUGUACCAAAUCCACAGAAGACGUUGGCUCAGCGCGUGUACACUGCUGCUCUGUUAGCAAAGCGAGGAGGAGCAGCACUAGCGCGACGCUCGGUCUCUGUUUGACAUCAAGCUGCGGAUCCUCACCAGACUAAAGGAACCACCUGCUGGUCCGGUUGUUUAUGUUUCAUUGUUUACAUCUCCAUCAUCAGCAGGGCGUUUCUCUAAAACAGCAAAGGACAUCUGCAACAGCACUGUUUUUUAUUUUAUUUUAUGCUGAUCAGCAUCCCUCUUUUGAAGUUUUAAACUCAGAACAAUUAAUGGUGAAACAAAUUAAGUCUACCAGUUCUGCCCUAAGGACAAUGUCAGGCUGCUCUGCAGUUUUUUGUUGAUUCUGCACAAAGUGUGGAGAGAAACACUUAUUUUCCGGUCAUGUCAACGAAGACCUUUAAGUGACAAACCCAGAGGCCACUUGGGGCCAGGAAGUGGAGAGCUGGAGUUCCUCAAGCAUCAGCUCAGCCCUGCAACUUCCAUUUAUUAAAAAAACUAAAAAGAGUUUCCUUCUUUGCUUACAAUGGAGCUCUUUUUUAACCCUUUUGAUAACUUGCUUUGCAUCCUGCUGGGCAUCUCUUUCACCGUGUGGUUCACCUUGCUGCUGGUCUUCAUUAUCGUCCCAGCUAUUUUCGGGGUGUCGUUUGGAAUCCGGCGUCUUUACAUGAAAACGUUGUUAAAGAUUUUUGAGUGGGCCACACUUAGGAUAGAGAGAGGAGCCAAAGAAAAGAAUCACCACCUGUACAAACCCUACUCAAAUGCUAUCAUUGCCAGGGAGCCCACCUCCUUGGAAGAGGAGAUCAAGGAGAUCCGGCGGAGUGGUAGCAAUAAAGAUCUGGACUCUGCAUCCGAAUUUGAGAUGUCGGAUAUCUUUUAUUUUGCUCGGCGAGGAGUGGAAAGCAUCAUGGAUGAUGAGGUGACUAAGCGGUUUUCUGCUGAAGAGUUGGAGUCCUGGAAUCUGCUGACCCGCAGCAACAACAACUUUACCUACAUCAGCCUGAGGUUGACCGUCCUGUGGGGGCUGGGCCUCCUGAUCCGCUACGGCUUCCUGCUGCCACUCAGGGUUACGCUAGCCUUCACUGGUGUCGGCCUCCUCGUCUUCCUCACUUCUGUAAUCGGGCUUCUCCCAAACGGAAGGAUGAAGAAUUUCCUGAGUGAGAAAGUGCACCUGAUGUGCUACAGAAUAUGUGUCAGAGCUCUGACUGCCAUCAUAACUUACCAUGACAGUGAGAAUAAACCCAAGAAUGGAGGCAUCUGUGUGGCUAACCAUACCUCACCCAUUGAUGUCAUCAUCCUGGCCAGUGACGGCUGCUAUGCCAUGGUUGGGCAAAUUCAUGGUGGCUUAAUGGGAGUCAUUCAGCGUUCCAUGGUCAAAGCAUGUCCACAUGUUUGGUUUGAACGCUCAGAAGUCAAAGACAGACACCUAGUGGCCAAAAGAUUGAGUGACCAUGUACAAGACAAAUCUAAACUGCCUAUUCUCAUUUUCCCAGAAGGUACCUGCAUAAACAACACAUCAGUUAUGAUGUUUAAGAAGGGCAGUUUUGAGAUUGGUGCUACAGUCUACCCUGUGGCUAUUAAGUAUGACCCGAGAUUUGGAGACGCGUUUUGGAAUAGUAGCAAGUUUGGAAUGGUCAGCUACCUUUUACGUAUGAUGAGCAGCUGGGCCAUCGUCUGCAGCGUGUGGUACCUUCCUCCCAUGUCUAGAGAGGAGGGAGAGGAUGCGGUACAGUUUGCUAAUCGUGUAAAAGCAGCCAUAGCCAGACAAGGUGGACUGGUUGACCUCCUGUGGGAUGGAGGACUGAAGCGAGAAAAGGUAAAAGAUACCUUUAAAGAAGAGCAGCAAAAGCUGUACAGUAAAAUGCUGGUGGGCACCCAGGAAGACCGCAGUCGCUCCUGAACUCUUCAUGGAGGUGGACUUACUCAGAGACCAAGCUGGACACCUCUGACCACAUGAACAGUCAGCAGGAGUCCUUCUCUACUGGAGCUUCUGGGCUGGAUGUUCCUCCUCCUGAUGUCAACCUUUGGCCAUUUGGCUUCUUCAGCCUCAGCCUGGCAUGUUGAGAUGCAUCGCUGUUCUGAGGUCUGCAGCAACCCCACGAUGGAAAAGCUCAGUUAAAGCCUUGCUUGCAUUAGAAAAGACGAUGUGUAACAAAAAGUCUUCCGUGGUGACACCUAUUGGUAUCUAUAGCUGACUUCUUUGUUUUAUAGUGGAAACUUUCAUUUUUAAGACGUGUUUCACACUGUGUUGAAAUUACAGACGGGAUUACACCAGGAGCAGAGACGUGGUGGUUUGUUUUAAACCUAAACCUGUGGCAAGGCCCUUCUGUAUGUGGUAAAAAGCCAGACUUUGUUAAAGUUAAGAUAUUUUUAUGAGCCUUUUCCAGGAGAAUCUUCUUUUAGAUUUUUCUUUUAAACAAAGGCGUUAUAAACAUGUCGGAGCUGCUUUGCAAAAAAAGCUCCUGAUCUGUUGGCUUCAUGUUUUCCAUGGAUUGUGAACUUCCUCACAGUAUGAAGUGGAAUUUGUAAAGAGGUUCAUAUAAUUUCUUCAUAAAUGAUUUCAUUUAUUUAUUUUAGCUUUGUGCUUUAAAAGCACAUGGCACACAAGUACACGCACGCACACACUAUUGUCCCUCACUCUGCUCUUCUGACUGAAACUUAGUUUUAAAUGGAGAUCAGCUGAUUGGUAAACCCCCAUUAGCCCCCUAUCUGUGUGGUUUCCAUAUUGCUUCACUUAUUUUCAGUGAACUCUAAAAGCUUUUAUCUUUAUUUCUCCUCAUGAAAGACCUUUCUCCUACUUGGCAUCCUGUGACGUUCAGCUACAGCGUUUUACUCCAGUCCUUUAUUAUUCUAGUUUGGUCUCAUCAAGGAUGGUCAUUGGGUGGUGUCAAAUCAGUUCGUUUAAAUAAAUGUUCAAGAAAAUGA